This is a messenger RNA of Medioppia subpectinata, 483 nucleotides long. NCBI's taxonomy places the organism in Eukaryota, Metazoa, Arthropoda, Arachnida, Sarcoptiformes, Oppiidae. The record is from the annotation of a GenBank genome assembly.
AUGCCCGGAUAUGAGAUCGAAAGGUUCCCGAGUCUGUCGGCCAACGAGAAGAGUGAAUAUACACCUUUUGCNACAAAAAUGCCCGGAUAUGAGAUCGAAAGGUUCCCGAGUCUGUCGGCCAACGAGAAGAGUGAAUAUACGUGUAGUAUAUGUCAGGAUAUAUUCUGCUGUCCGAUGACAGCCCCCUGUUGUCUACAGACCUUUUGCGAGGACUGUAUUCACAAUUGGCUUCAAACCAAUAAUACCUGUCCUUACGAUAGGAAAACGUUAACAGUGAAUGGAUUAUCACGACCACCUAGGGUAUUGAUGAAUAUGUUGGGAAAACUGAAAAUCCGGUGCGAUUUCCGGGACAAAGGGUGCAAAGAAGUGGUAAACUUGGAGGACCUGAUCCAACACACGACUAAAUGCAAAUACAAUGUCGACAAAAAUGUAAAGAAAUGCAAGAAAUGCUUUUGCGAGCAAAAGUCUGGUCACGACUGCAUU